Corylus avellana is the source of this 1474-nucleotide messenger RNA. RefSeq names its product ribosomal RNA-processing 7 protein. Gene Ontology annotation, cellular component: UTP-C complex; CURI complex. Gene Ontology annotation, biological process: rRNA processing; ribosomal small subunit assembly. The record is from RefSeq and is a predicted model, not a curated record. NCBI's taxonomy places the organism in Eukaryota, Viridiplantae, Streptophyta, Magnoliopsida, Fagales, Betulaceae.
CAGCCCAUUGCCUAUCGGUGAAACUUGCACCAAAAAACACUUGCAGUGGCGCCCUAAAACUUCUGUGUGUUUCGCUCCGCUCCUUCUCAAUAAACCUCCGUAGUGUUGUACACGGAGAGAGCAAGAGAGAGAGAGAAAGAUGGACUUGCAGAAGGACCAGAAGAAGCAGAGGAAGAAGAAGCAAAAGAAUAAGAAGCUGCGGGAGAGCAGUCCCGAGCUGCCCGGAAAGGAUGAAAUUUUGGAUACGAAAGUGUAUAUGGAAAAGAAAGAGUCUACCGAAAAGAAGAAGAGAAGAAGGGAGAAGGGAAGUUCUGUUGACAUUGGCAAAGCUGUUUGGAGCAAUAUUGAAGAUGAUGGAGUGGCAAAUGGAAGCCAUUUCCAAUCUGAAGAAAAUAUUAAAAGUUCAGGAGGGCUCAGGGAGGCUGAUGUUGAAACAGAGAUCCAAACUCGCAAGUCCAAGAAAACUAAGAGAAAGAAUAAGCAGGAUCAUGAUUCGCCAAAAAAGGGUAAGAAGUCACUGAAGAAGGGAGAAGCUUAUCAGGAUGAGGUAUAUCGUCUCUCUCCUGGGGAUGAGGGCUGCUCCAAAGGGAUGGCAUGUAAUUCGAAGAAAGCUAGAAUGAAGAGAAAGAAGGAUCAAAAUUCAUCCAAGGAAGCUGAGAAGUCACAGGAAAGGAGAGGAGAAGCUGAUCAUGAUGAUGUUUAUCAAAUCUCUUCUGUGGAUGAGGACUGCUCAAAAGGAAUGCAAAAAUGGAUUAUGGAAUACCACCAAAGUAGACUAGGGUUGAAGGUCUUGCAGCAAAAGAUUGAUGACUCUAUAACUGCUCAUGAGGCACAACUAGAACAGGGAAGGAAAGAAAGAGAGGCCCAAGCUGCUGAAGGGGGUUGGACUGUUGUUGCACAUCAUAAAGGAAGGAAAAGGACAACGGAAGCUGAAAGUGGAACUACUAUGGGCUCUGUAGCCCAGGCUGUUGUGGAGGACAAGAUGACCAACAAGAAGCGUAAAGAAGUUGGCUUAGAUUUCUACCGCUUUCAAAGAAGAGAAGCCCAGAGGAACGAGGUGAUGAUGUUGCAAAGCAAGUUUGAGCAGGAUAAAAAGCGGAUGCUGCAACUGCGAGCUGCUAGGAAGUUUCGACCGUACUGAACACUGCACAGUAGAAAGCAAGGCCAGCAGCUGAAGCAUCAAAAAGAUUUUAGCCUGAUAAUUGUUGCAUCAAAAUUUUGCUCGAAGAAUAACAUCCGCCAAAGAAACAAGUGGGUUGAUCUAGCGAGACAUACCAUUUUCAUAGUCAAAAUGGUGGCGCUGGCCUUCCCAGGAAACUUACAUAUCAAUCGUAUAACUAGUUGUUGUGCUUUAUCACAUCAUUGACAUUAUGAACAACCCAUUAUUCUAAUUUUGGAGGAAACUUCCCCCUUCCCCUUCCAAGCAUCUUUUUAUAUUAAGGCUAAGGCCUCACCAUCCGAGAGUUUUCCAAUC